This is a messenger RNA of Boleophthalmus pectinirostris (great blue-spotted mudskipper), 3664 nucleotides long. RefSeq names its product adenosine monophosphate deaminase 2b (gene ampd2b). NCBI's taxonomy places the organism in Eukaryota, Metazoa, Chordata, Actinopteri, Gobiiformes, Gobiidae. The transcript is spliced from 19 exons. Gene Ontology annotation, biological process: AMP metabolic process; IMP salvage. The coding region runs from base 36 to 2594 and encodes 852 amino acids. The record is from RefSeq and is a predicted model, not a curated record. Gene Ontology annotation, molecular function: AMP deaminase activity. Gene Ontology annotation, cellular component: cytosol.
AACUCCAUCUGCUCCUCCUUUGUGUAACCUCCCUGAUGCAGAAUCCUGGACACACAGAGCAGAAUUUGAAGAAGCUGAACUCAACCGCACGACCUGAGAACAUCAUGUCAUCCAGUCUGCCCCCCGGGAUGACCACCACAGGGGUCAAAAACAAGCCCCUCUCCCCCUUUAAGAAGCGCGGGAGUCUGCAGUACACCACUAGUACAGCAGUGGAUCCUCGUGGUAAGCGGCACCUGCUCACUCCACAGCACUCCUUACCCGGGAUCCCAGUGGCUCUGAAACAGACCAUUGACCUGCGCACAUCCAUGGACGGGAAAUACAAGGAGAUUGCAGAGGAGUUAUUCUCCCGCAGUCUGGCUGAGAGUGAGAUGAGAAGUGCCCCGUACGAGUUUCCGGAGGACAGUCCCAUCGAAAAACUGGAGGAGAGACGACACCGCCUUGAGCGCCAGAUCAGCCAAGAUGUCAAGUUCGAGCCUGACAUCCUCCUCCGCGCUAAACAGGAGUUCAUGAAGACUGACAGUGCCACUGAUCUGGAAUACAUGAAGGAGCAGAGCCAGGCGCCUGACUUUCAGGAGAGAGAGCUGGUCCCAGAGAGAGAGUAUCAGAGAGUCACUAUUUCUGGAGAGGAGAAAUGUGGGGUUCCUUUCAUAGACCUUCUGGAUGCAGCCAAGUGUGUGGUGAAGGCUCUGUUCAUCAGACAGAAGUAUAUGGGUCUGUCUCUGCAGAGCUUUUAUCGGACGACCGCUCGGUUCCUUCAGGAGCUCAGUGAGAGACCUCUGGAUCUGGAGUUGUACGAAGAGGAGAUACCUGAAACCACAAGCACUGCUGAUGCCACUGUGCACCCACCUGCCUCCAAAACACACCCCUAUGAGAACCAGGACCCCUCCAGCACACCCCCAGACGUUGGCUAUGGGUGCAAAAUGGUGAACGGCGUCAUGCACGUGUACACCAGCAGGGGCACCAUGGACAAGAGCACUGAGUUGGACCUGCCUUAUCCAGACCUGCAGGAGUACAUCGCUGAUAUGAAUGUGAUGAUGGCUCUAAUCAUCAAUGGACCAGUAAAAUCCUUCUGCUACCGCCGCCUACAGUACCUGAGCUCCAAGUUUCAGAUGCACAUCCUGUUAAACGAGAUGAAAGAACUGGCAGCGCAAAAGAAAGUCCCCCAUAGAGACUUUUACAAUAUCCGUAAGGUCGACACACACAUCCACGCGUCUUCCUGUAUGAAUCAAAAGCACCUAUUACGCUUCAUCAAAAGGGCUAUGAAGAAAAACCUCAAGGAGAUCGUUCACAUGGACCGUGGGAAGGGCCAGACACUGAUGGAGGUUUUCGAGAGCAUGAACCUCACAGCCUUCGACCUCAGCGUGGACACUCUGGACAUGCACGCCGACAGGAACACUUUUCAUCGCUUUGACAAGUUCAAUUCCAAGUACAACCCGAUCGGAGAGUCCAUCCUGAGGGAGAUCUUCAUUAAGACUGAUAACUACAUAGAGGGCAAAUACUUCGGUCACAUCAUUAAGGAAGUGAUGGCUGAUCUGGAAGAGAGUAAAUACCAAAACGUGGAGUUGCGACUUUCCAUUUAUGGUCGCUCCAGAAACGAGUGGGACAAACUGGCCAAGUGGGCAGUAAAACAUCAGGUGUACUCAGAUAACGUCCGCUGGCUUGUUCAAGUUCCAAGAUUAUUUGACGUCUACCACACAAAGAAACAGCUGUCUAACUUCCAGGAAAUGUUAGAAAACAUCUUUAUGCCUUUGUUCGAGGUCACAGUGGACCCCAGCAGCCACCCGGAGCUGCACCUCUUCCUGCAGCAUGUUGUCGGCUUUGACAGUGUUGAUGAUGAGUCCAAACCAGAGCAACAUAUCUUCAAUUCAGACAGUCCUCUCCCUGAAAACUGGACAGAGGAGGACAACCCGCCCUACUCCUACUACCUCUACUAUAUGUAUGCAAAUAUGACUGUGCUCAACCACCUGCGCAAGCAGCGGGGCUUCCACACUCUGGUGCUGCGGCCUCAUUGUGGCGAGGCAGGGCCCAUCCAUCACCUGGUCUCUGGGUUCAUGCUCUCUGAGAAUAUCUCACACGGACUACUGCUCAGAAAGGCUCCUGUACUGCAGUAUCUGUACUACUUGGCCCAGAUAGGCAUUGCCAUGUCCCCCCUCAGCAAUAACAGCCUGUUCCUUAGUUACCACCGUAACCCCCUCCCCGAGUACCUGUCCCGUGGCCUCAUGGUGUCCCUGUCUACUGACGACCCACUGCAGUUUCACUUCACCAAGGAGCCCCUAAUGGAGGAGUAUAGCAUUGCAGCUCAAGUGUGGAAGUUGAGCUCUUGUGACAUGUGUGAACUGGCCAGAAACAGUGUCCUGAUGAGUGGAUUCUCACAUCAGGUCAAAAGUUACUGGCUCGGUCCAAACUAUAUCAAGGAGGGACAGGAGAGCAAUGACAUCAGACGCACCAAUGUCCCAGACAUCCGUGUGGCCUAUCGCUAUGAGACCAUGUGUGAGGAGCUUAACCUUAUAACUCAAGCCAUUCGCACUGAUGCACUAGAAACCAUAGAAGAAGAGGGCAGUUUGUGUAUGGGAGCUGUGCCGGUACAGAAAUGAAGCAACAACAAAAAUUAACUGGCAUUACUUGUUUACUUCUCACCGCUGUGUACAGAUUUACGUAUCAACCAAUGACACCUGUGGAGCGAGAAAACUUUUUAUAAAGAGACUUAGAGAGAAUAUAUGAGAUAGGAUCUAUAUGGACUAAAGUAUUAACUUUAUUUAUUAUUUUAUCAUAUUUUUAUUUUCCAUGGCCAAGCACUGUCAACAAUUGUGUAUAAUUUUGUCUCUUGUAGCAACCGUUGAAUAACACAACAAUUGAUAUGCACCGACCCAAAAAUGGGAACAAUUUAAAAAUUAACACAUAUUACUAUAUUUUAAAUGCAUCCCAUUUACUUUACUAUACAUAUUUGAAUAAGUAAGUGGCAUUUCUUGCAUUUUUUUUACUACAAUAUGCUGCUAAGACCACUAUUUAAUAAAAAUGAUAUUAAUACUUUGAGUACUACUAUCACCAUUGGAAUACCUUAGAACUUGCUGCUAGUAUCAUGAAUGUACAGAUGACGCAUUUUGCCUCAGAUUGGAUUACAGAGAAACUUGUGUUACUGUUAAUAAUAUGACUCACUUAUUUUUUCACUGACUUCUCCUUUAAAUAUUUUAUCCACCCUAUAAAAUGGGAAACGUUGGAAAUAAGGAAACCACGAAGAAGACAGAAAGCUGAAUACAUAAAAAUCAACCAAACUACUGUUUUAUCCAAAGGACAUAUCUCAUGAUUCUCUUAAUCAAAAACUACAGUUUUUACUAUUCCUACAUAUUUUUCACCACUGCUCCAAAUAAACUAUUGCUGUUUUUCAGUAUUUUUGCAUGACUGCAGCAUGCCUUUUCUGUCUGGUCUGGUGUAGAGUAAUGCUACAAUUAUAAAGAUUCAAGUACUUUGACAAAACUUAAACUCAAAUAAGGCAUUUUGGAGUAAUAUUGGCCUACAAAGCAAACAUUGCAUGGUCCCAUUCGUUUUUUCCAGCAGUGCCAAAUUAAUGAUUUUUACAACUCCUGUCUGUUUGGUUUCUGGUGUUUUCAAUGGGGCUACAACAGUCUCUAUGUAUGUUUGUGAAAUAUUAUUUAAUGAAUGUUGU